AUGUCUGAUUCAAAAUCAGUACUAAGUAAUAAAGAAACAUCAUUUCCAAGAGGUGGUAAAACUGCUUUAACUCCUUUAGAAGUAAAAGAAAUUUCGAAUGAAGUUCAAAAAGAUGUUUUAUUCGAGUCAUCAUCAUUAAAUAAUAAGAGAUCAAUAAAAUCAAAAUCCGAUCAACCAAAAAAGAAGCAAAAGAAAUCAAACAAGAAAAAUAAGGAUAUAGAAGAUGAUGAAGAAGAAGUAUCAAUACCUAUAGAAUAUUUAACUUUCAAAAAUUUAAUAACAGGAUCUUUAGUACUUGGACAAAUUCAAUCAAUUAAUAAAUUGGAUAUUGCUUUGGCCUUGGGCGAUAAUUUAGUUGGUUACAUACCUAUAACAUCAAUAAAUUCAUAUAUAACUAAUCUAAUAGAAAAAUUUGAAGAAGAAUCUGAGUCAGAAUCUGAGUCAGAAUCUGAGGAUGAAGAUGAACAAGAUGAUGCAUUGAUUAAAGCGAAAGAAUUUCCAAAUUUAUCAAAUAUUUUCAAAAUAGGAUCAUGGUUAAAAGCAAGAGUAUCAAUACCCGAAGAUUCAAAUAAAAAAAGAAUAGAAUUAAAUAUAGAACCAGAAAUUGUAAAUGAAAAUUUAGAAAAUGAAGAUUUAUUACCAGGAAAUGUUUUACAGUGUUUUGUUAAAUCAAUUGAAGACCAUGGGGUUAUAUUAGACACCGGUAAAUCAGUUUCAGGAUUCAUAAGUAAUAAAGAUUUAGAUAUUGAAGUUAAAGAAGGUACUGUUAUAUUAUGUUCAGUUCUUUCGCAACCAAAAGGUAGAACUAUCAAUUUAAAACCAGUAACACAACCAAAUAAAAAAUAUUUAUCAUCAAUAACUUCAAUAGAUUCAAUACAACCUGGUAUAAUAGUCGAUGCAUUAGUUACUGAUGUUACAUCUACAGGUUUGGUUACUAAAGUUUUUGGUUUAGUUGAUGGUACUAUAAAUUUGUCAAGUAUUCAUGAAUUUGAUUUAUCAAAAUUAAAACUCAAGUUUGCAAUUGGUUCAAAUAUAAAAGCUAGAGUAAUUGCUGUUUUAUUUAAAAAUGGUACCAAAAAGUUGGUGCUUUCAAUCAUACCCCAAAUUUUACAAUUGGAAAAUAAUACGAAAGAAACCGAAUCUUUAGAAGCUUUUCCAAGAGGUCAUACUUUCGAUGAAGUAGAAGUUAUUGGAGUGGAUUCAAACUAUAUUUUUGUCAAAUUUGGAAGUUCUGAGUUAUUUGGACAAAUUCAUAAUUCAAAAAUAAAUGAAAACAAAACAUUGACUGAUUAUUCAGUUGGCUCAAAACAUAAAUCAAGAGUUAUUGGAUACAAUAUAAUAGAUUUAUUAUUAAUAUUGAGUUUUGAAUCUAAAGUAAUAAAUGCUAAAUAUUUAGAUGUCAAAGAUAUUCCAAUUGGUACAUUGAUAAAAGAUGUUGCAAUUUCGAAAGUUUUACCAGAACAAGGUGGUAUUAAUGUUAGUUUUGAUGAUUUCAAUGGAUUUGUACCUCCGAAUCAAAUGUCAGAUAUAAAAUUAGUAUACCCAGAAAGAAAGUUUAGAGUUGGCUCAAAAGUAAAAGGUAGAUUAUUAAAAUUUAAAGGUAGCAAACCAUUAAUAACAUUAAGAAAAGCUUUAGUAAAUUUAGAAGAUGAUGAAAUAUUAUCAAAUUUUGAUCAAGUUUCAAUUGGUUUUAAGAGUAACGCAAUUGUUGAAAAAUUCGUUCAUAAUGGUUGUAUAGUUUCAUUCUUUGGUGAUUUAAGAGCUUUCCUUCCUAAAAAUGAAAUAUCUGAAACCUUUGUUGAUGAUGCAAGUAAUUAUUUGAAAUUGGGUCAAAUUGUUAAAACUAGAAUAUUAGAUAUAAAUAAGGAUACACAAAGAUUAAUUGUAUCAUUGAAACAAUCAACAACUAUUACAUCAUCAGAAAUCAAUCAAUUGAUACCAGGUAAAUCAGUUGUUGAAGCAAUGGUAGUUGAAAAGAAGAAUAAUUCAGUAAUUAUAAGCAUUGAUGGUGUCAAUGGAGUUAUACAUGAUGGACAAUUAUCAGAUAAAAAUUUUGAACAAAAUAGAGCAGCUUUCAAGAAAUUGUCAAUUUCAUCAAAAUUAAAAGUUUUAAUAAUUGAAAAAGAUAUCAAAAAUCAAACAGUCAUAUGUUCAGCUAAACAAUCAUUAAUUGAUGAUGCUGAAAGAGGUUUAUUACCAACACAAUUUGAAGAAAUUGAAUUAAAUAAAUCUAUACGAGGUUUCGUCAAAUCAAUUACAAAUUUAGGUUUAUUUGUAUCAUUUUCAAAUAAAUUAACUGGUUUAAUAUUAGCAAAAUAUAUUAAUACAAAAGAAGACCUUAAUAAGAAAUUUUUCAAAAAUCAAUCAGUAACUUGUAGAGUUAUAAAUAUUGAUUUGGAGAAUAAAAGAUUUUUAUUAUCAUUAGAUUCAAAAGAAAAAGAAGAUGAAGAAGUUAUAAAUCCAAUAGAUUCUUCCAAAAAAUUAAUAUCUGAUUUUACACCAGGUGUUGAAACAUUAGCUAAAAUAAAAUCAAUCAAAGGUACUCAAUUAAAUGUUCAAUUGGGUGAUAAUUUACAUGGUAGAGUUGACAUAACACAAGUUUUUAAGUCAUUUGAUGAUAUAAAACUGAUUUCACAGCCAUUAAAUCGUUUCCAUAAAGGUGAACAACUUAAAGUUAAAGUAAUUGGAUAUCAUGAUGCUAAAAAUCAUACAUAUUUACCAAUAACACAUCGUAGAUCAAACAGAAAUACUGUGUUAGAAUUAUCGAUUAAUGAUCCAAAGAAUGUUUCACAAUUAAAAUUAUCAGAUAUUAAAAAAGGUCAAGAAUUUAUCUCAUUCAUUAACAAUAUUACAAAAGGUUUUGUUUGGGUUUCAAUAUCUCCAUCUAUCAAAGGUCAUAUACAAUUUUUAGAUUUAUCAAAUAAUGGACAAAUUUUUGAAGAUUUAGAUAAUAAAUUACCAAUUGGUUCAGCAUUAAAAGUUAAAGUUAAAUCAGUAGACCAACAACAUCAAACUUUAUCAUUAACUGCAAGAACUGAACAAGUUGAAUCAAUAAAAGAUUUGAAAAAUGGUGAAAACUAUCCAGCAAAAGUUAUAAAAGUUAAAGAAAAUUAUGUAUUAGUUGAUUUAGGUAAUAGUUUGAUUGCUUCAUCAUUCAUAACCGAUGCUUUAAAUGAUUAUACUAAAAAAUUAGAUUCAGUUUUUGUUAAUGGUGAUUUUGUAAGUGCAACAAUUUUAGACAUUGAUGCUGAAAAUAAAAAAAUAGCAGUUAGUUUAAGAACUGCGGAAGGUGCAAAGGAUAAAGUUAUUGAUUCUUAUAAAGAUUUAUCAAGAGGUGAUAUUGUCAAUGGGUUUAUUAAAAAUAUUGGAAAUAAUGGUAUUUAUGUUUCAUUAGGUAGAUCGGUAUUUGCACUAGUUCGUAUAUCAGAUUUAUCAGAUUCAUAUUUAAAAGAUUGGAAGAAAUAUUACAAAGUUGGUCAACCAAUUCAAGGUAAAAUUGUAAAUUGUAAAGAAGAAAAUAGAGUAUUAAUGACUUUAAAAGAAUCUGAGAUUAAUGGUGAAUUAAAAACUUUAAAACAAUUUGAUGAUUUAUCAGUUGGUGAUAUAUUUGAAGGGGUAGUUAAUAAAACUACUGAAUAUGGUGUUUUUGUUAAAUUAAAUGGUACUUUAAAUAUUUCAGGUUUAUGUCAUCAUUCUGAAAUUAGUGAAAAUGAUGUAACUAAUGUUUCAUCAAUAUUUGGAGAAGGUGAUAAAGUUAAAGUUAAAAUUUUGAAAAAAGAUGAUGAAAAGAAACAGUUAUCAUUAGGUAUGAAAGCAUCAUAUUUUACUGAAAAUGGAACAACUGAACAACAAGAAGAGGUGGAAGACGAACAAGAUGAGAUGGAAGUUGAUAAUGAAGAAGAAGAAGAAGAAGAAGAAGAAAACUCAUCAGAUUCAGAUGUUGAUAUGAAUGGAGAAGAAAAUGAAAGUGAAGAUGAUGCAAGUGAUAAUGAAGAAGAAGAAGAAGGAAAUAAAUCUAUAGGUUUAUCAACUAAUGGUUUUGAUUGGACUGCAUCAAUUUUAGAUCAAGCUGAUGAUGAUGAAAGUUCAUCAGAUGAAGAUGAAGAACAAUUACCAGAUUCAAAUAAUAAACGUAAAAAGAAAAAUCAAAAGAAAUUCAUUGAAGAUAAAACAGCAGAUUUAAAUACAAGAGCACCACAGUCAACACAAGAUUUUGAAAGAUUAUUAAUUGGUAAUCCAAAUUCAUCAAUUUUAUGGAUGAAUUAUAUGUCAUUUCAAUUACAAUUGAGUGAAAUUGAUAAUGCAAGAGAAAUUGGUGAAAGAGCAUUGAAAACUAUAAAUUAUCGUGAAGAAUUGGAAAAAUUAAACAUCUGGAUUGCAAUGCUAAAUCUUGAAAAUACAUUUGGUACAGAAGAAUCAUUAGAUGAAGUUUUCAAAAAAUCAUGUCAAUAUAUGGAUUCAUUCACAAUGCAUCAAAAAUUAAUAAAUAUAUUUAUAAUGUCAGAGAAAUUUGAUAAAGCUGAAGAACUAUUAAAAGUCAUGACCAAGAAAUUCAAUAAGAAUAUAAAUACAUGGAUCUUGUAUGGUUCAUUUUUAUUAGAUCAAAAUGAUAAUGAUAAAGUUCAUGAAAUUUUAAGUAGAGGUUUAAAAGUUUUACCAAAAUCAGAACAUAUUGAAUUGGUUAAAAAAUUUGCUCAAUUGGAAUUUCAAAAAGGUGAUCAAGAACAAGGUAGAUCAUUAUUUGAGGGUUUAAUAAGUGAUGUUCCAAAAAGAAUUGAUUUAUGGAAUGUUUAUAUUGAUCAAGAAAUUAAAUAUGAUAAUGAAGAAAAUGAUAAUAAAUCAAAAAUUGAAAAUUUAUUUGAAAGAGUAAUAUUGAAUAAAAAGUUGACAAGGAAACAAGCAAAAUUCCUUUUCAAUAAAUGGUUGAAAUUUGAAGAAGAUAAAAAUGAUGAAAAUAUGAUGAAUAAAGUUAAAACUAAAGCUAUAGAGUAUGUAGAAAGUCACAAAGAUUAG
Molecule: messenger RNA, 5013 nt
Organism: Insectozyma verbasci
Lineage: Eukaryota; Fungi; Ascomycota; Pichiomycetes; Serinales; Debaryomycetaceae
Source: the annotation of a GenBank genome assembly